Messenger RNA from Capsella rubella, 1524 nucleotides. RefSeq names its product L-type lectin-domain containing receptor kinase IV.2. The record is from RefSeq and is a predicted model, not a curated record. The transcript has a single exon. Lineage: Eukaryota; Viridiplantae; Streptophyta; Magnoliopsida; Brassicales; Brassicaceae. Bases 258 to 1319 code for a protein of 353 amino acids. Gene Ontology annotation, molecular function: carbohydrate binding.
UGAGAUAGAAAGAAGAAGAGUAGUGUGUUUGAGAGCGAAUCAAGGUUCCUCCUCCAAAGAAGAUGACUUUAAUUCUUAUUUAAUUCCCUCUUCUCCUUCUUUCUUCACCAAAUUCCACACACACUUCAAUUAAAUAAGUUUAACCCUAAAUUCUUGAAACCUGCAACUCAUUCAAGAAACCUAAAUAUUCCAUCUAGAAGAAGAAAGAGAGCUCCUUUACUACUCUGCUUCUUGAAGCUCAAUCCCAAUUUCAGGCUAUGGCGGUGUUCAAAACCCUAGCUUUUCUAUUCGUUUUAUGCUUCGAGAUUCACCAUCCAAUGGCUGCUGAAGAUGCUAAUUCCUCGUUUUUGUUUGAUGGGUUUGUGAAAUCUCCGAGCUUUGACGAGAAUGUUGCUCUGUUUGGAGAUUCUAAGCUUCUUAAUGGCGGUCCAUCGAUUCAAUUGACUGACUCAGCGAGUCGGAGUGAAGGGCGAGUCGUUUACAGGACACCCAUCAGACUGUUCCAAGGUAAAGAGAGAAACUUUUCCGGAUCGUUCUCGACUAGCUUCUCGUUUUCGAUGUCUAGUGAGAUUGGUAGUGUCCUGGCUUUUGUAAUGGUUCCAAGUGGUUUGGAUCUUAGUUCGUUUGGUAGAAAGGGCAAUAAUAGUUCCUCUGGUCUAAGCUUCUUGUUGCAACACAAGGUUGUUGCUGUUGCGUUUGGUAUCUCCAGGAAAGGGAAUCGUGUAGGGAUCUUAGUUGGUAAACCUGAAUCUGGUAAAAUUAGAAAGUUAUCAUCUUUUGGUGACCAUUUCAAUGGAGAGAAGAAAUUUAAUUGUUGGAUUGAUUAUGAGGCGAGUUCAAAGAGAAUAGAGGUUCGUUUGAGUCUAUCUACUGCCUUGAAGCCGGUUGAUCCAUUCGUCUCUUACUUAGUAGACUUGGCUAAGCUAUGGAAAGAUGGGAAGUUCAUGGUUGGUUUAACCUCUGCAAAUGGGAACUCUUCCAAGCCACUUUAUCUCCAUUCAUGGACUUUUAAACUGAGACAUCCUUCGAUGAGGAUUCACUCACAGCCGCUUGAUCCAAAUGAAGUGUCCAAGACUGUUAAGGAGGGUGAGACAACGGUGGAAGAAGUUAAGGGGAAACGCAGAUGUAUAUGGAGAAUGCUUGGUGCAUUGGUUUUGGGUGCGGUUUGCGGAACUUUAGGAGCUAUGUUAGCGUUAUACCUUUGGACGAUAUGCGGUAAUAGGCAGUCGAUGGCAAUAGUUCCUGAGGAAUGUGCUAAUGAAAAAUCGGAUAACAGUGUGAUCAAAACAGAUGUUGUUCAAGAAGAAGGGAAGAAGUAGUAGAGAGAUAAAGAGUUUGGUGGUCUUUUUUUAGAAUGUUGUUUUUGUCGUUGUUGUUUGUAAUGUAAAUUCUUGUGUCCUUCUUCUUCUUCUUCUGUUUGUUUUUUUGUUAGUUGCAGAUUUGGUGAGAUAAGUUUUCACAUGUAGAAUCUUACAAUAUGUAUUAAUUAAAAUCUUGAUUAAUGCUAUUGUCUUCUUCUUCUUC